Messenger RNA from Pogonomyrmex barbatus (red harvester ant), 3813 nucleotides. It is a transcript of the gene SMC3, whose product is annotated as structural maintenance of chromosomes 3. Gene Ontology annotation, molecular function: protein binding; ATP binding; ATP hydrolysis activity. The record is from RefSeq and is a predicted model, not a curated record. Gene Ontology annotation, biological process: chromosome organization. Lineage: Eukaryota; Metazoa; Arthropoda; Insecta; Hymenoptera; Formicidae. Gene Ontology annotation, cellular component: chromosome.
GACUUUUCGCAGCUGAUAGCCUGCGUGUUGUAUAAAUGUCGCUCUGCCAACAAGUCGGUUGAAUGUUUUCGUCGCGUUUGGCGUCAGAGAACUUUUCUACGUUUUCCGACCGCGUCCUCGACUAAUAUCGACACGAAUGAUACGUAUGCUCGAUUUCCCGUCGCAUCAUGUACAUCAAACAGGUGAUUAUCCAAGGAUUUAAAUCCUACCGUGAACAGACGGUCGUCGAACCUUUCGAUCCGAGACAUAAUGUAGUAGUUGGCAGAAAUGGGUCUGGCAAAAGCAACUUCUUUUAUGCUAUUCAAUUUGUCCUAAGCGAUGAGUUCUCUCAUCUCAGGCCUGAGCAGAGGCAAGCACUACUACAUGAAGGAACGGGACCUCGUGUUAUAUCUGCUCAUGUAGAAAUUAUCUUUGAUAAUUCCGAUGGAAGAUUACCGAUUGAUAAAGAUGAAGUAUAUUUAAGAAGAGUGAUUGGCUCCAAAAAGGACCAAUACUUUCUCAAUAAAAAAAUAGUGACAAGGAAUGAUGUGAUGAAUUUAUUGGAAUCAGCAGGAUUUUCUAGGUCUAAUCCUUACUACAUUGUAAAACAAGGAAAGAUAAAUCAAAUGGCAACAGCACCAGAUUCACAUAGAUUAAAAUUAUUAAGAGAAGUAGCAGGUACUAGGGUAUACGACGAUAGGAGAGAAGAGUCGAAAUCCAUUUUGAAAGAGACAGAGGGAAAAUUAGAGAAAAUCGAGGAUUUUCUGCGAACAAUAGAGGAACGUUUGAAAACACUCGAGGAAGAAAAAGAAGAACUGAAAGAAUAUCAGCGUUGGGACAAACAACGUCGAUGUUUAGAAUAUACGAUUCACGAACGUGAACUUAAAGAAAAUAAAAGAAAAUUAGAAGAGCUGGAGGAGUCUAGAGCGAAUAGUGGAGCCGAGCAGGCGAGAUUGGGAGCAGAAGCCAAAACUGCUCAAGAAAUGGUACGUGCAGCUACAAAGAGGCUAAAAGAAGCAAAAAAGGAAGUACAGACUGCCAAAGAAGAAAGGGACACUCUUAGUGCUGAACAGCAGCAAUUACUAAAAGAAAAGAAUAAGUUGACUUUUACCAUUAACGAUUUGUUGGAAGAGGUAAAAGGUGAUAAUGACAGUAAAAAACGUGCUCAACAAGAAUUAGAAAAGUUGAAGGCCAAUAUUGCUCUUCGAGAAGACGAGUUGAAAUCUCUUAAACCAGAAUAUGAACGAAUGAAACGUGUUGAGGAAGAGUGUACACGAGAAUUACAAUUAAAGGAGCAGAAACGUAAGGAAUUAUAUGCUAAACAAGGUCGUGGCAGUCAAUUCACCACUAAGGAUGAAAGAGACAAGUGGAUACAAAAUGAGCUUAAACAACUUACCAAACAGAUAAAAGAUAAAGAAGAGCAUCAAAAAAAGAUCAGCGAAGAUUUAAAACGUGAUGCAGAAAAACAAAUUGCCUUGGAGAAGAAAAUAGGAGAUCAUACGCGUGAAAUGGAACGACAACGUGCGUCAAUAGAUGAUCAUAAUAAACAAUAUUAUGAGCUUACCAAAGCGAAAGAUCAGUGUCAAGCAACUCGAAAAGAACAAUAUCGGCAGGAGAGUGUAUUGCAACUAAAUCUAUCUGGUCUUAAAGAAGAUUUAGCAAAAGCAGAUCAGAGUCUAAGAUCCAUGGCUGGUAAACCUAUUUUAAAUGGCAGGGAUAGCGUACGUAAAGUAUUAGAUACUUUCCGUGGACGGAAAGAUAUGGUUAAUGAAGUAAGCAGUUAUUAUGGGCCUGUAAUCGAAAAUUUCAACUGCGACAAGAGUGUUUAUAUGGCCGUUGAAGUAACCGCUGGGAAUCGGUUGUUUCAUCACAUUGUGGAGACCGAUAAGUUUGGCACAAAGAUUUUAAAAGAAAUGAACAAUCAACGAUUGCCUGGAGAAGUAACUUUUAUGCCUUUAAAUAGACUUCACGUCAAAGAUAUAGAUUAUCCGCAGACUUCUGAUGCUAUACCCAUGAUAUCCAAAUUAAAUUACGAUCCCAAAUUUGAUAAAGCAUUAAGAUACAUAUUUGGAAAGACUUUGAUCUGCCGCAAUCUGGAGGCAGCAACAACUUUGGCGCGAGAUUCCGGUUUGGACUGUGUUACAUUAGAAGGCGAUCAGGUUUCAUCUAAAGGCUCCUUAACUGGCGGAUAUUUCAAUACACUCAGAUCACGGCUUGAAAUACAGAAGACAAGAUCAGAAUUAAUGUCUCAGAUUUCUACUUUGGAGACCCAAUUAACAACGCUUAAAGAAGAAAUCAGAAAGGCGGAUCAAAAUAUUAGUUCUUACGUUAGUGAAAUGCAGAGGACUGAAACCAGAAAUAGUAAAGCUAAAGAUAUAUAUGAUAAAAUGAAAGCAGAAAUACGUCUUAUGAAGGAAGAAUUAAGUGCUAUAGAAAGAUACCGUACACCAAAAGAAAGAAGUCUUGCACAGUGUACAUCAAGUUUGGAAGCGAUGCGCGCGACUAAAGACGGCCUGGAGAGUGAAUUACAUCAAGAACUCAUGGCGCAGUUAUCCGUCGCGGAUCAGCAUCAGGUUGAUACUUUAAAUGAUGACAUAAGACGCUUAACGAAGGAGAACAAAGAAGCAUUUGCGAAGCGAAUGCAAUUAGAAGCAGAAAAAAAUAAGUUAGAAAACUUAUUAACAAAUAAUUUAGUGAGAAGAAAGGAUGAAUUAGUUCAAGCUUUACAAGAGAUUUCAGUUGAAGAUCGACAACGGCAGCUUGACUCAUCAAAGAUACAAUUAGCGGAUAUUGAAAAGAGAUUAGUAAAAGUAAACGAGGAUUUCAAAGCGCAAAACGAAAAAGUGACCAACGCUAUGAAGAAACAAAAAUCGGAGUCUGCUGAAGUUGAGAAAUGGAAAUUAAAAGAAAAAGAAGCACAGGAGAAAAUAGAAGCCGACGCAAAGGAUUUAGAAAAAUUAGCGAGCAAGUUAAAUAUCCUGCAGCAUAAAAUAGUGGAAUGUACACAGAAAAUUACUGAACUCGGCGCAUUGCCUAGUCAUGAAGCUUAUUCUAAGUUUAAUACAAUGUCCACGAAACAGCUUUUUAAGGAAAUGGAGAAAGCAAAUAAUCAUUUAAAAAAAUAUAGCCAUGUGAAUAAAAAGGCUUUGGAUCAGUUCAUGUCGUUCAGUGAUCAGAAAGAAAGAUUGGUAAAACGAAAGGAAGAGUUAGAUCGAGGCGACGAGAAAAUAAAAGAACUCAUGUCUGUACUUGAACAGCGUAAAUGCGAAGCGAUACAAUUUACAUUUAAACAGGUGAGCAAAUAUUUCAGUGAAGUAUUUAAAAAACUUGUACCUUCGGGACAUGCGCAAUUAGUCAUGAGGACUGCAGAUGGUGAUGAAGGAGAUGAUGGAACAGCAGAGCCAUCAGAUUCUGAUAGAUUCAUUGGCGUAGGUAUAAAAGUAUCGUUUACGGGACAUAGAGGCGAAAUGAGAGAGAUGAAUCAAUUAUCUGGUGGACAAAAGUCACUCGUAGCAUUGGCACUCAUAUUCGCGAUACAAAAGUGCGAUCCUGCACCAUUUUAUUUGUUCGAUGAAAUCGACCAAGCGCUGGACGCUCAACACAGAAAGGCAGUGGCAGAUAUGAUCCACGAGCUUAGCUCUGAUGCCCAGUUUAUCACCACGACAUUCAGGCCAGAAUUACUACAUCAUGCGAACAAAUUUUAUGGAGUGAAAUUCAGAAAUAAAGUUUCGCAUGUCGAAUGUGUAACGCGGGAAGAGGCAGCCGAUUUCGUUGAGGACGAUACAACACAUGGUUAAAAUAAAAAUAUCUUAUUUAUAAAAUCUACAGACACAA